Messenger RNA from Alosa sapidissima (American shad), 1345 nucleotides. Its product is annotated as natterin-4-like. The record is from RefSeq and is a predicted model, not a curated record. The transcript is spliced from 3 exons. NCBI's taxonomy places the organism in Eukaryota, Metazoa, Chordata, Actinopteri, Clupeiformes, Clupeidae. Bases 33 to 1181 code for a protein of 382 amino acids.
AUAAAUUCAUUCGGGAGCAGCAGCAACAGUGUAUGCAGUGCUCUGUGCUUCUCCUUUUUGUUGGGCUGUUGCUGGAUUACACCGCAGGUUCACCAGAGUCCAGUGACUUUCUCCAGACGACACUCACCGAAGCGGAACAUGCCGUGGCGUCAGCGAAAGCGUACCUGGAGAGACUGUUUUCCAUCCGCCCUGUUCCCACCCGACCCACCUACGGAGACAACAUACACCUGAAGUGGGUGAGGUGGUCCGGCAGUCUGCCCAGGUGGGUCGUGAGUGUUUUCAAUCACCGUGACAACCGCACGGACUACAUCUGUGCGCCGAUGCGGCGUUGCGAGUACGUGGCCGGUUACUACAACCCUUCCCUUGGCCCGCGCUGCUUUACUCCUUGCGACAAAAGUGACCCCAGCGUCGGAAACGAGUUUGACCUGCUGGUGAACGACCACCAGCUGGAGUUGCUGGAGUGGGUCACGGUGGAGUACUUUAGUUACGGAGAAGCCCCGUCCAACGCCGUGCGCGUGAGCCUGAACUCGAAGAAAGACGGCUACAUCUUCCGAGAUGAGGACGGUAUUGGCAGCUACAUAGUGUUUGCUCCAAGGAGGCGUAAGAGGCGCGCUCCCGAAGGUUUCAUAGAAAUGCUUCAUGUGAACCAGGGCAGGUACACGGAGCAUCUAUUUGAUGUUGAGUACGACAUGGAGCAGAUGAAGAUCCUCUCAGCAAAGAGGCUGCAGAUCUCCAAAACUACAAUUGCAAACAAAGGUGACUCUCUUAGGGACCAGCAGGUGGCGCUGACAGGGGAGUCACAGCUCCAUGGCACCUGGGAGACCAUCUCCUCCAAACGCCUCGUCAUCUCCACCUCCAUUACGGCUCACAUUCCCCACCUCAACUCCAGCUUCUUGUCCACUAACAGCACACCCAGAAGCAUCAUGGGUGACUCUGUGAGUGAGACGGUCUCUCACUCUGUGUCUGGAACUGUCCCCUUGCCGCCCUUCCCACCUACCUGUCAGGUGUGGAUGAGGGGGAUGCUGUACUCAGUCAGUGUCCCCUUCAACGCCACUCUGGAGAAGACCUAUGAGAGCGGAGCUGUGCACAUGGCCACUGUGCCUGGCAUCUACAUGGGCACCCAGGUGGGCAGCGUGGACAUGGUGGUCGACUCCUGUGUCAUUGAUGAUCAUUUGAUAUGAUGAUAUGCCAGUCUCUUAGAGCCGUCUCUGUGUGUGUGUGUGUCUGAGAGUGUUUGUAUGACAGAGAGUGUGGGUGUAUGUGUGAGAGAUAGUGGGUGUAUGAAAGUGUGAACACAACCAUUUCCAAAAAAAAAGUUAAUAUUAAAACAAAAAAACUGAAUGUA